AUGGGCUUCUCGCGAGCAUCCCGGAUAGGGCGUGUGGGAGGGCGAGGGAUGUUGGCAUUGCUGCUGGCCGGUCUCCUCCUGCAAGGGACCUUGGCCAAGAGCAUUGGGACCUUCUCAGACCCCUGCAAGGACCACACGAGUAUCACCUCCCCCAGUGACCCCUGUCUCCUGGGGAAGGGGGGCUCCAACAGCUUCAAUAGCCAAAGUGGCUCCAGCAGUUCCAGCAGUUUCCUUUCGAGUUCCAGUGGCUCCCGUGGUGGCUCCAGGGGCGGCUCCAGCGGAUCCAUUGCUACCCAUGGUCGUUCUUCAGGGUUUUCGUUAUUUAAGCCAGGAACGGGGUAUUCCCAGAUAAGCUACUCCUCUGGACCUAGCUCUAGUCUACAGGGUGCAUCUAGUUCCUCCCAGUCAGGAAGCCUCAGCUCCCAGUCUGGAGGAGGCUCGAGCUCUUCUCUUUCCCAAACCUCCUCAAUGUCCAGCAGCAGUGGCCAGAAGGUCAAUGCCAAGCUGCGCCCCUGUAGUUCCAACAUCCCUGACUCUCCCUGCAGUGGGGGACCCAUCGUCUCACACUCUGGCUCCUACAUCUCCAGCUCCCACUCUGUGUCUGGGGGUAAAACGCCUGUAGUGGUGGUGGCGGAGCAGCACGGCUCUGGUGGCCCCAGAGUGGGUCAAAGCAUCCCCUGUAGCAACGGUGGCCUUCCAGGCAAGCCCUGCCCCCCCAUCACCUCUGUAGACAAAUAUGGAAGCUAUGAGGUGGUGGGUGGCUCCUCUGACAGUUAUCUGGUCCCAGGCAUGACCUACAUCGGGGGCAAAAUCUACCCGGUGGGCCAUUUCAUCAAAGAGCACCCCAUGAAAGGCUCUCCAGGGGUUCCCUCCUUUGCAGCCGGGGCUCCCAUCUCUGAGGGCAAAUACUUCUCCAGCAACCCCCUCAUCCCCAGCCACAGCUCUUCUAGUUCCAACAUCUACCAGUCGGGAGCUUCCUCGGCCAUCGUGUUCCAGCCGGUGGGCUCUGGUGGGGUCCUACCCUAUGGCGUUGGCUCCAAGGGCUCUAAGGAGCCCUGCUCCCCCUCCAGCUCUGGAGUCCACAGCAGUUCUAGCCUUUCCAGCAGUUCUGGUUCAUCUUUCCAGCCCUGUGGUGGUGUUUCCCAGAGGCCCAGCUCUUCACCAGGCACUGGCUCCUUCAGUGGCACCUCCAGCUCCCAAUCCCAUGGUGAAAUCAUCCUUCAACCCUGUGGCAGCAAGUCCAGCUCUUCUGGUCACUCUUGCAUUUCUGUCUCCUCCUCAACAUUGAGUAGGGGUCCAUCUGGCUCUUCCCAACAUGACCCCUCAGCUGGUGCCAAGCCCUGUGGCUUUGGCAGCUCUGGAACGAUCCCCUGCCACUCCAUCUGGGACAUCCUAACCCAAGUGAAGCCCCUGGGGCCCCAGCUAGCUGACCCUGAAGUUUUCCUACCCCAGGGAGAGUUACCUAACAGUCCAUAA
Messenger RNA from Mesoplodon densirostris (Blainville's beaked whale), 1476 nucleotides. RefSeq names its product corneodesmosin (gene CDSN). The transcript has 2 exons. Bases 1 to 1476 code for a protein of 491 amino acids. Gene Ontology annotation, molecular function: protein homodimerization activity. The record is from RefSeq and is a predicted model, not a curated record. Lineage: Eukaryota; Metazoa; Chordata; Mammalia; Artiodactyla; Ziphiidae. Gene Ontology annotation, biological process: skin morphogenesis; cell-cell adhesion.